Penicillium alfredii is the source of this 2475-nucleotide messenger RNA. RefSeq lists its product as uncharacterized. The record is from RefSeq and is a predicted model, not a curated record. The transcript has 9 exons. Gene Ontology annotation, molecular function: lipid binding. The coding region runs from base 1 to 2475 and encodes 824 amino acids. Lineage: Eukaryota; Fungi; Ascomycota; Eurotiomycetes; Eurotiales; Aspergillaceae.
AUGGCCAACGUCAACCGUCCUACCGACUCCAAACAGAAGGAGAAGGAUAUCAACCAGAAGCUGCAAUGGUUUGGCAUGUACCAUGCCUUCAAGAACAGCAGACUCCCAUCGAACAAGCAGUGUGAUGUCGCCUUGAACAGUGCCUUGAAAUCCCAGACACUCUCUUCCCCUCCCAAGGAGCUCUCAGACGAGGGCAAGGCCCUCGUCGGGGACCUGCGCCAUGUCAUCGAGCAGGCCAAGAAGCUUCUCUUGACCAAGAACGAAGGUGAACUCCUCCAGGACUUCAUCUGGCAGGCCCAACAGAUCACCACUGGUGACGCGAAAAAGCCUGAUGUACCGGUCGGCAAGGAGGAUGGAAAGCAGGAUGGGAACAAGGCCCUGGAGGGUCUGAAGACCCUGGGCACCCUUCUAAUCACCAACGGGGAAUUCCGAAAGAUUUUGAGCGAUGCUACCAUCCUGGUCCGGGAUAUCGGCGCAGAUGCUUCCCAGAAGGCCGCCAACCAGGUUCGCCCGUCGGAAGAGCAGCUUGCGCAGAUCGACCAAGCCGCCGAAGAAAAUGUGUGGCACGAAAAGCCCAAAGUCUCCAAGGAAGACUUGAAAUCGCGGAUCAAGAAGAAAAGUGACAAAUCUAGCAAUGCCUCCGCUUCCAUCGCGGAGAAUGCCUCCCAGACUCCCUCGGAGAAGAGCCGGACCCGCGCGCUCGCCGACAAGACCAAGGAUUAUCUGGCUGAGAAGGUGCCCAAGGAGCGCCGUGACCAGACGAUCUGGCGCCUGAAAAAGAUGGUCAUCGAGAUCCAGGGCCACGCCGACUACCAGCAAGCCAUUGAGACCUUGCUGUCCUUGGCCGAAAAAUACGCCGGUCACGCCAAGACCACCACUCAGCAGGGCGGCGGUGCCGUUUCCGAUUUCCGGGCUACCGACAGUGUCAAGUCCGUGGAGACCGACCUACGCACUCUCAUCGAGCGCUUUGCCAACAGCACUUCUCUGGAUGACUUCUUCGAGUCGCUCAACGCCAUUUACCAUGAUGCGGAGAAAGAUCCCGAAUUGCGAGGAUGGUUCAAGAACAUUGACGCCUUGAUCAGGAAAUCCCUCCGUGAGCAAGGAUUCAUCAUGGAAGAAGAGUGCAACCGCCAGUGGGUUGAGCUGUACGACAAGGGCCAGUACCUGCUCCGCGAUCGCUACAAGGGCCACACCGACCGAAUCGUGAAUGAGAUCAAGUUCCUGGCCGACCAGUUCGACAAGGACCCGCAGAACAAGGCUCUUGCCGAGUCGGUCCAGAAGCUUUUCAAGGAUCUGGGCCGCGAUGCUGGCGGCAAGGUUGUCUUCAAGAAACACCUGCUCAAGGACCUCCGUGACGUGAUUAUCCCCGGCAUCUUCGAGAACGUCCGCUACAUUCCUAUCCCGCGUAUCGAAGUUUCCGACCCCAUGGUCGAUGUCGUGGUCGAGAACCUGGUCAUCGAGGGCGACAACUUGUUGCCUAAUGUGGUGGAAUUCGGUAGCGACAAUUACUUCCGCUGGGGCCGCAAGAAGAUCAGCAGCAAGCGUGACAACAAGAUCAUGAUCUCGAUGUCUGGCAUUCAGGCCGACCUCCGUGAUGUCAGCUACUACAUCAAGAAGAAGCAGGGCUUCCCCUCCAUCACCGACACCGGUGUUAUGGAUAUUAUCCUUGGCGGCGAGGGCUUCGGCUUCAAGAUUGCGGCCUCGACCGCCAGCAAGGGCGACAAGCAGCAUUUCGUUAAGCUGGACAAGGUGUCGGUGAGCAUCAAGCAGAUGGACAUCAAGCUGAAGAAGUCCAAGCACAAGGUUCUCUUCGCGACUUUCAAGCCGUUGCUCAACCGUGUGGUCCGUCCGGCUCUGCAGAAGGUGGUCGAGGGGCAAAUCCGCGAGGCCUUCAAGAACGGUGACGCUUUCGCUCACGACAUUCACACUGAGGCUAAGCGGGCCCAGGAGGCGGCCCGCGAGGAGCCGGAGAACGCGCCCAGCAUCUUCUCGCGCUACGCUGACGCUGUCCGCGCCCGCUCCCAAGCCCAGGCCAAGAAGGCCGAGGGCGCCGUCAAGCGAGACACCAAGGUCCAGACUGUGAUGACGCUCCAGGACUCGAUAUUCCCGGACGUCAAGCUGCCUGGCGGUGUCUCCACCAAGGCCACCGAGUACGCCGAGCUGGCUACCAAGGGCGAGCGUUGGGAGUCACCCAUCUUCAGCAUUGGUGAUGCUACCGAGUCGUCCGACAUCCCAUCCCAGGGCCCGGUUACCCGCAAGACGCACUCUAUGGGCGAUGCCAACGGCGCUACCGGCGUCGCCGAAGCUUCCGGCGUCUCGGGUGCCACAACUGCCGCCCAGACCAACGGCACCUCCAAGGUCGCCGGAUAUCCAUCGCGUGGCUUCUCCGACGAAGUCGACCAGGCCUUUGUCAAUGACAAGACCCAGAACCUUGGCGAUGGCAUCAAGAGCGGCACCAACGGCACCACUGCCUAA